AUGUCUAACGACCCGGUCAACAAGCAAAGAGAGGCCGCAGCACCCUUUUGGGAUGGCGAACCAGACAGCAGGCCAGAACACUCGCCUUACGCCAGUCAAAGUGUCGAGCUUACUUCCCGAAGCGUCGCGACAGACUGUUUCUCUUCGUCGUUACGCGGCCUUCACUUGGACGAUAUCGACUACAAUACCGGCCAUGUCCUUAUUCACUUUAUGACCACCGGCAGGUAUCAAUGCCUGAAGCCACAGGGAGAGACUAUUAUGAUGAGCAAAACUGCCCACGCACUAAGUGCCCCCGCUGCAGACAAGGUCGACCUUUCGCUGUUGUGGGCCGCCAGGAAUGGAAGCGAGGCCAUGGUCAAGAUGCUCCUCGAUACGGGCAAGGUCGACCAUGAUGCGAAAGAUUACAUUGGCUGGACGCCGCUGUUGUUGGCCGCCAGGAAUGGAAGCGAGGCCGUGGUCAAGAUGCUCCUCGAUACGGGCAAGGUCGACCUUGAUGCGAAAGACAAGAGCGGCCGGACGCCACUGUCGUUGGCCGCCAGGAAUGGACAUGAGGCCGUGGUCAAGAUGCUCCUCGAUACGGGCAAGGUCGACCUUGAUGCGAAAGACACAGAGUAUGGCCAGACGCCGCUGUCGUGGGCCGCCGAGAAUGGACACAAGGCCGUAGUCAAGAUACUCCUCGAUACGGGCAAGGUCGACCAUGAUGCGAAAGAUUACAUUGGCUGGACGCCGCUGUCGUUGGCCGCCAGGAAUGGAAGCGAGGCCGUGGUCAAGAUGCUCCUCGAUACGGGCAAGGUCGACCAUGAUGCGAAAGACAAGAGCGGCCGGACGCCACUGUCGUGGGCCGCCGAGAAUGGACACGAGGCCGUGGUCAAUAUGCUCGUCGAUACGGGCAAGGUCGACCAUGAUGCGAAAGACAAGAGCGGCCGGACGCCACUGUCGUGGGCCGCCGAGAAUGGACACGAGGCCGUGGUCAAUAUGCUCCUCGAUACGGGCAAGGUCGACCAUGAUGCGAAAGAUUACAUUGGCUGGACGCCACUGUCGUUGGCCGCCAGGAAUGGACACGAGGCCGUGGUCAAGAUGCUCCUCGACACGGGCAAGGUCGACGUUGAUGCGAAAGAUGUAGAGUAUGAUCGGACGCCGCUGUCGUGGGCCGCCGAGAAUGGACAUGAGGCCGUAGUCAAGAUGCUCGUCGAUACGGGCAAGGUCGACCAUGAUGCGAAAGACAAGAGCGGCCGGACGCCACUGUCGUUGGCCGCCAGGAAUGGACACGAGGUCGUGGUCAAGAUGCUCCUCGACACGGGCAAGGUCGACCUUGAUGCAUAA
Messenger RNA from Fusarium poae, 1323 nucleotides. RefSeq lists its product as uncharacterized. Lineage: Eukaryota; Fungi; Ascomycota; Sordariomycetes; Hypocreales; Nectriaceae. The coding region runs from base 1 to 1323 and encodes 440 amino acids. The record is from RefSeq and is a predicted model, not a curated record. Gene Ontology annotation, molecular function: protein binding. The transcript has 4 exons.